This is a messenger RNA of Eufriesea mexicana, 5201 nucleotides long. RefSeq names its product Rho-associated, coiled-coil containing protein kinase 2 (gene ROCK2). Lineage: Eukaryota; Metazoa; Arthropoda; Insecta; Hymenoptera; Apidae. The coding region runs from base 471 to 4583 and encodes 1370 amino acids. Gene Ontology annotation, cellular component: cytoskeleton; cytoplasm. The transcript is spliced from 12 exons. The record is from RefSeq and is a predicted model, not a curated record. Gene Ontology annotation, biological process: regulation of cell junction assembly; embryonic morphogenesis; cortical actin cytoskeleton organization. Gene Ontology annotation, molecular function: Rho-dependent protein serine/threonine kinase activity; ATP binding; small GTPase binding.
UGUAGUGCAAAUAACCAAAAAUUUCAUCGAAGAUGUUACUAUAUUUUCAAAUUAAAUAAUAUGAGAGUUCGCAUCUGGAAUAGUUGCCAGAUUAUCCGAAUAAAGAUUGAGAAUUCUCCAUUUUACAUGAAUCGGAAAACAAAUUAAAUCAUUUUAAGUUUUCCACGAGUUUUCAUUGGCUUUGAUGACCGUUGUGAAUUUUUCCAAUGGCGCAUACACGGCUCAGCUGUGUGCAAUCGCGAUCAAUUUACGUAGAAAAAUAAUGUAUUUUAUAGUAUUUUUAUUCAAUUAGACGGAGUACUGGACACGGUAUUCGUGAUAUUAGGAAAUAUGGACUGCCCAUCCAGUAUUGCAACAGUGCAUAAAUCGUGCUCAUAUUACAUGUAGCCUUUUAUUUUGCAUUGUUUUUGAUGCAUCAAAAAGAAUAUUACAUUUUUGAAGGAAAUUAUUCCUAGCUUCUAAUAGAAGAAAUGGAUGUAGUACGAGAUGAGGACAGGCGCAGGCGCCUGAGGGUGCUGGAGGAACGUAUAAAAGAUCCAAGAAGCAUUACAAAUAUUGAUUGCUUAUUGGAUACAGUCCAAGCCCUGGUGGCUGAUUGUGAUCAUCCCAGUGUAAAACGUAUGAAAAAUAUAGAAGUAUAUAUGAAUAGAUAUGACUCAGUGGCUCAAGAUAUUUGUAAAAUGCGAAUGCGUACAGAUGACUUCACUUUAAUAAAAAUGAUAGGUCGUGGGGCAUUUGGGGAAGUACAAUUAGUACGACAUAAAUCUACACAAAAAGUAUAUGCUAUGAAAUUACUCAGUAAAUUUGAAAUGAUCAAACGUUCAGAUUCAGCUUUUUUUUGGGAAGAACGUGAUAUAAUGGCACAUGCUAAUUCUCAAUGGAUAGUUCAGCUUCAUUUUGCAUUUCAAGACCAAAAAUAUCUUUACAUGGUGAUGGAUUACAUGCCAGGUGGUGAUUUAGUAAACUUAAUGUCAAAUUACGAUGUGCCAGAAAAAUGGGCAAAAUUUUAUUGUGCAGAGGUGGUGCUUGCAUUAGAUGCAAUACAUCUUAUGGGAUUUGUUCAUAGAGAUGUAAAACCAGAUAAUAUGUUACUUGAUAAGUAUGGUCACUUAAAACUUGCAGAUUUUGGUACUUGUAUGAGGAUGGAUGCUGAUGGUCUUGUUCGAUCAGAUACUGCAGUAGGUACACCUGAUUAUAUAUCACCUGAGGUACUUCAAUCUCAGGGUGGUGAAGGUGUAUAUGGAAGAGAGUGUGACUGGUGGUCAGUUGGUGUAUUUUUGUAUGAGAUGCUUGUAGGUGAUACUCCAUUUUAUGCGGAUUCAUUGGUUGGAACGUAUUCAAAAAUUAUGGAUCAUAGAAACUCAUUACAUUUUCCACAAGAAGUUGAUAUUUCCCAUUCUGCCAAGAAUUUGAUAUGUGGUUUUCUUACGGAUAGAACUAAACGCCUCGGAAGAAAUGGUGUGGAAGAAAUAAAAAAUCAUCCUUUCUUUAAAAAUGAUCAAUGGACAUUUGAAAAUUUACGAGAAUGUGUGCCUCCGGUCGUACCAGAACUUUCCGGCGAUGACGAUACCAGCAAUUUCGAGGAUGUUGAUAAAGAAGAUGGACCAGAAGAAAGUUUUCCAGUACCAAAAGCAUUUUCUGGAAAUCAUUUACCUUUUAUUGGUUUUACAUAUUCAGGAGAUUAUCAAUUAAUGGCUUCUAAUGGCAAAGAAUCUGUAGAUGGACUAGAAAACCAUAUCAAUAAUGGUACAAGUGAUGAUAUUAAAAUUUCUCAACUAGAAAAUUUAUUGGAUAAAGAAAAACGACAAGUAGAAUCUUUAGAAUCAAGGCAAAAAGCUUUAACAACACAGUUAGAAGCUAUGACACGUCGGGAAACUGAGUUACGUGAAGAGAUAGGGAGAGCCGAUAAAGAAUUGACUUUAUUGAGACAUAAUUAUAAAGAAGCACAACGUAGAGUAGAGCAUGAAACUGAAUCACGUAGAAAAGCAGAAUCAUUAUUUGGUGAAUUGAAAAAAAAGUUUGACGAGGAGCAGACUAAAAGAGCAAGGGAUGUAAGUAAUUCACAACAAACUUCUGAACGUGUAACUACUUUAGAAAAACAAAUUAAAGAAAUGCAAUCAAAAUUGGAAAGAGAAACAGAAACGGUAACAAGAUUACGAAAACAAGCAACGGAAAUUACUGUCGCUCGUCAAGCUGCAGAACAAAUGGCAAAUGAGUUACAAGUGGCGAGAGCACAGUUACAAGCACAACGAGAUAAUUUACAGCAGGAAGUGGCUACAUUACAAGGGCAAUUGUCGAAAGAGCGUAGUUCUCGAUCACAAGCGUCAUCAUUAACUGUCGAAUUAGAAAGCCGUCUCUCUGCUCUUCAUCUUGAACUCGAACAUAGUCGUGAGAAAGAGGAGAAAGCAAUAAUGGAUAAUAGACAAUUAACUGAAAAAAUUUCAGCAUUGGAGAAAGAAGCUGCAAGUUUAACUCUUGAACUAAAAGCUGCACAAGCUAGGUAUAAUCAAGAAGUAGUUGCUCAUCAAGAAACGGAACGUUCACGCAUAUUAUCCAAAGAAGAAGCUAAUUUGGAAGUUGUUAAAGCAUUACAAGCAAAAUUAAAUGAAGAGAAAAGUGGAAGGCAACGUGCUGAAUUGCUUGCACAAGAAAAAGAAAGACAAACUUCUAUGCUAUCUGUGGAUUAUCGGCAAAUACAACAGCGAUUACAGAAACUGGAGGGUGAGCACAGGCAAGAGGUGGAAAAGGUAAAAGUGCUACAGGGUCAGGUUGAACAAGAACAGCAGAAAAGAAACGUUCUGCAGACUGACUUGGCACAGCAGUCAUCUGAAGCAGGACGAUUACGCGCCAGAGAACAACAGUUAGUUGGUGAAGUUGCUCAGCUAAGGGAAGCAAAACGGCAGAUAGAGGAAGAAUUACAUCACUUGAAAACUCAAAGAAAUGUGGAUCAAUUGCAAACUAAGGAGCUACAAGAACAAUUGGAAGCAGAAGCUUAUUUUUCGACACUUUAUAAAACACAGACGCAAGAACUUCGGGAAGAACUUGAUGAGAAAAUACGAUUACAACAAGAGUUAGAAGAAGAACGCAGGUCUUUGGUACAUCAGUUACAGUUAUCUCUAGCGAGAGGAGAUAGUGAAGCUUUGGCAAGGUCAAUAGCUGAAGAAACUGUGGCAGACCUUGAAAAGGAACGAACAAUGAAGGAAUUAGAAUAUAAAGAUGGAGUAGCUAAACAUCACCAAGAAUUAAAUGCAAAAGAACAAAUUAUAAAUCGGCUUAAGGAUAGUGAAGGUGAACUUAAGAAAAAUGUAGAUCAAUAUCUUAAAGAAAAGGAAGAUUUAAGUAAACGGCUUAAAGAAUUGCAAGAUCAACUUUCUAAAGCACAAUCCAAUGCAGAAGAGAUAGAUAAACUCAGCAGUAAACUGAAAACCGAGCAACUAUUAAAACAACAGGCAGUUAAUAAGUUGGCAGAGAUUAUGAAUAGAAAAGAUUUAUCUUCAAGUGGUAAAUCUAAGAACAAAGCUUCUGCUGCAGAUUUAAGGAAAAAGGAAAAAGAUUGCAGGCGUUUACAACAGGAGCUUACUCAGGAAAGAGAAAAAUAUGGACAGUUGGCAGCUAAGUGGCAAAAAGAUUUACAAGAUUUACAAGCACAAUUGGUGGAGGAAAAUCAAACGAAAUUGAGGUUGCAAAUGGAACUUGAUUCUAAAGAUUCCGAAAUAGAAACAUUACAAAUGAAGAUCGCUUCGCUUAAUUCAGAAACCGCUAGCGUUUCGUCCGUAGAAAAUGACGGGGAAGAUUCUGUUUUGUCGGAACAUGGAACCAUGCGAUUGGAAGGUUGGUUAAACGUGCCAAAUAAACAGAACAUUAAAAGGCACGGAUGGAAAAAACAAUACGUUGUUGUUUCUUCAAAGAAGAUAAUAUUUUACAAUAGCGAGAAUGAUAAACUAAAUGCCGAUCCAGUUUUGAUAUUGGAUUUAAAUAAAGUCUUCCACGUUAGAUCUGUUACUCAGGGUGAUGUCAUCCGAGCCGAUGCCAAAGAUAUUCCGAGAAUUUUUCAGUUAUUGUAUGCUGGUGAAGGCGAAGCAAGGCGUCCUGGUGAUGAAGGAAAUACACUUCCCGGUGUAGAAUUACCACAACUUACGGACAAACCAGGCACGCAGUCAUUAAAAGGUCACGAAUUUGUAUCAAUAUCGUACCACAUGCCGACUACUUGUGAGGUAUGCUCGAAACAGUUGUGGCACAUGUUUCGACCACCGCCAGCACUUGAGUGUCGAAGAUGUCGUAUAAAAGUGCAUAAGGAACAUUUGGACAAAAAGGAGGAUGCCAUAGCACCGUGUAAAUUACAUUAUGAUCCAAACAGCGCUCGCGAACUAUUAAUUCUGGCUGGUAGUCCUGAUGAGCAGAAGUAUUGGGUCGCAAGAUUGUCUAGGCGUGUACAAAAAUGUGGUUAUAAGGCGAACUCGCACGUCGAUGGCACAGGGCAGCGUGUCUCGCCAAGAGAGUCUACGAGAUCCACCUUGAAGCCAUAUUUGUCAGUGCAACAACGAUCCGCGACUCUGCCAGCAAAUGCCAGCAUGGGCAAGUGACCUUAGCUAGUACUGAUAAUACUCGAUUGGAAUUCGUUGCUCCGACGUCCUUCCUAAUCGAUCAAUUUAAGCAUAUAAAUUCGAUCAGUUGCUUAGAUAAAUGAUUUGCAAUGGGAUCUAAAUAUGCAAAAAUAGUUUCCAAGGCUCUGUAUCAUCUGGAAUAUAUCCGGAGUUCAUGUGUCUUAAAACCAUCCGAUCCGAAUAUACAGAAACAUGUUAUUACCAACUUUUUAACGAGUACGAGGACAUUCGACGGAAUCAUUCGUUGAUACUUUUACUUGUAUUGAUCGUUAUUUGUAGGCACAUGUUUGUUAAACGAAUCACACGUGCCUUUGAUAUAUUCUGACGAUGAUGGAACUCGAUUGAUCGAAAGAAUGUUGAAGAAAUAAGGCGCAUUAGUAAAUGUCAUGCGAUGAAAGUUUCCAGGAUAGGAAAACGAGGCGAUUAAUAAACAGAAGUGUGUAGCUGUUAUUUACAAAAUUAUACUAAUAGUGUUUAUAUAAAUGAGUAUAGUGAUCAAAAAAAUUCGAAAACAUGAGCCGUGUUCCUCGAAUUUAUCAGACUGCAACAUCAUAUUUGCUAUCAUAUUUGAUAUAAAUGAUUUGCGUAAUAUUUCCA